AUGAUCGCCGCGUCAUUCUGGGCUCCGCGCCUCGCGCCGUCGCCGUGCUCAGCGCAACCCGUCGGCCACCCGCCGCGCGCUUCCAGUGCCACGCUCUCCCCGUCUUGCGCCGCUCCCAGCGGCCUCUGCGCCGCUGCCCCGCUGAAGCUGCCCGCCUGCACCCCCACGCGCAACCCGCGCGGACGAGAGGCGAGAGGAAUCGAGGAUCGCCCGGGAGUUGCGAGCAGAAGGGAGGAGCGCAGGGUGGAUGAGCGCGGGUCAGAUGAGCGCGCGCGAGGGGGGAAGAAGAGAGGCAGCAAGAGAGUGGCGGACGGCGAGGGGGAGACGAAUGCGCGCAGUCGCAGGGAGCAGCGGCGGGCGCGGGAGCGCGCUCUGCUGAAAGCGCUGGUGGCGGCGAGGCAGGGCGGACAGGCAACUGCGGGGGAGCGCGCUGCUGCAGCCGAGCGGAUGGUAGCCCCCGCGCUGAUGCGCGCCAUGCGGCGGAAGCAAGAAGAGGGGGGAGUGGCGGAGUGGUCAGGGGGCGAGGGGGAGGACGAGAGGAUGGAGGUGGUGGCAGUGGAGGGCAUGGGGGGGACGGAGGGGGAGCAGCAGGGCGGGGGAGAGGGAGAGGGACGGUGGACGGGAGUGGAGGUGAAUGUGCGGCACGUGGCGGCUGCUGUGCAGGUGUGUGUGGAUGCGGGUGACAUGGGCCGCGCAGAGCAGCUCGUGCGUCUGGCGCGGGCGGUGGGGGGAGCAGCGCAGCCCAACUGCCGAGUGCUCACAGUGAUGGCGCGCGCCUACUGCCAGGCGGGGCAGCGCCGACAGGCCUAUGCGCUGCUGCAGGUCAGCCAGCCAUGCAUGCCGCUGGGCAUGUAUGCCGCUGGGCAUGUGUGCCGCUGGGCAUGCAUGCCGCUGGGCAUGUGUGCCGCUGCCGCUGGGCAUAUGACCCAGUACACCCAAUGCCCGUGGCCCAGUGCCCCAUGCUCUCAUGUUCUCCCCCCCAUGUUCUCCCCCAUCCCAUGCUCUGACAUGGAGCAGAGGGGCCCGCCACCGGAUGCAGCGCUGUUCCACGUGGUGAUGGAGGGCGAGCGCCACGCGCACGCCGUGACGGCGCUGCUGGCGGCCAUGGCGCGCUGCCACGUGGCGCCCACCGAGAGGACCUUCAGACGCCCGGUUCGUCUGGACGAGGCAGGGGCGGGUUGGGCUGAGAGGCUGGGAUGCACUCCACCCGUGAUGAACGGGUUCGCCCUGGGCGCAACUGAGCUCAGAACUCGUUCAUGCUUACAACACGGCCUCCACUCGUGCCUACCACACGGCCUCCACUCGUGCCUACCACACGGCCUCCACUCGUGCCUACCACACGGCCUCCACUCGUGCCCCUACAUCCGCUCAUCCACUCGCCCAUUGACCCCCCCGUGCGUGUGGCAGUGUGGCGAUGGCAUGCAUGGGGCGGGCGGGGGACGUGGCGGCAGCGGAAGCACUGUGGCGCGACAUGACCGCCGCCCGCAUCGCCCCCUCGCCCUUCGCCUUCUGCGCCCUCGCCCAUGGUGCGUGCUGCAUGCAUGGUGCGUGCUGCAUGCAUGGUGUGUGCUGCAUGCAUGGUGUGUGCUGCAUGCAUGGUGUGUGCUGCAUGCAUGGUGUGUGCUGCAUGCAUGGUGCGUGCUGCAUGCAUGGUGCGUGCUGCAUGCAUGGUGCGUGAUGCAUGCAUGGUGCGUGCUGCAUGCAUGGUGCGUGCUGCAUGCAUGGUGUGUGCGUGCUGCAUGCAUGGUGCGUGCUGCAUGCAUGGUGCGUGAUGCAUGCAUGGUGCGUGCUGCAUGCAUGGUGCGUGCUGCAUGCAUGGUGUGUGCUGCAUGCAUGGUGGGUGCUGCAUGCAUGGUGUGUGCUGCAUGCAUGGUGCGUGAUGCAUGCAUGGUGCGUGCUGCAUGCAUGGUGCGUGCUGCAUGCAUGGUGCGUGCUGCAUGCAUGGUGCGUGCUGCAUGCAUGGUGCGUGAUGCAUGCAUGGUGCGUGCUGCAUGCAUGGUGGGUGCUGCAUGCAUGGUGGGUGCUGCAUGCAUGGUGCGUGCUGCAUGCAUGGUGCGUGCUGCAUGCAUGGUGCGUGCUGCAUGCAUGGUGCGUGAUGCAUGCAUGGUGCGUGCUGCAUGCAUGGUGCGUGCUGCAUGCAUGGUGCGUGCUGCAUGCAUGGUGCGUGAUGCAUGCAUGGUGCGUGCUGCAUGCAUGGUGGGUGCUGCAUGCAUGGUGGGUGCUGCAUGCAUGGUGCGUGCUGCAUGCAUGGUGCGUGCUGCAUGCAUGGUGCGUGCUGCAUGCAUGGUGUGUGCUGCAUGCAUGGUGUGUGCUGCAUGCAUGGUGCGUGCUGCAUGCAUGGUGUGUGCUGCAUGCAUGGUGCGUGAUGCAUGCAUGGUGCGUGCUGCAUGCAUGGUGCGUGCUGCAUGCAUGGUGCGUGCUGCAUGCAUGGUGCGUGAUGCAUGCAUGGUGCGUGCUGCAUGCAUGGUGCGUGCUGCAUGCAUGGUGCGUGCUGCAUGCAUGGUGCGUGAUGCAUGCAUGGUGCGUGCUGCAUGCAUGGUGGGUGCUGCAUGCAUGGUGGGUGCUGCAUGCAUGGUGCGUGCUGCAUGCAUGGUGCGUGCUGCAUGCAUGGUGUGUGCUGCAUGCAUGGUGCGUGCUGCAUGCAUGGUGCGUGCUGCAUGCAUGGUGUGUGCGUGCUGCAUGCAUGGUGCGUGCUGCAUGCAUGGUGCGUGCUGCAUGCAUGGUGCGUGCUGCAUGCAUGGUGCGUGCUGCAUGCAUGGUGUGUGCGUGCUGCAUGCAUGGUGCGUGCUGCAUGCAUGGUGCGUGCUGCAUGCAUGGUGCGUGCUGCAUGCAUGGUGUGUGCGUGCUGCAUGCAUGGUGCGUGCUGCAUGCAUGGUGCGUGCUGCAUGCAUGGUGGGUGCUGCAUGCAUGGUGGGUGCUGCAUGCAUGGUGCGUGCUGCAUGCAUGGUGCGUGAUGCAUGCAUGGUGCGUGCUGCAUGCAUGGUGGGUGCUGCAUGCAUGGUGGGUGCUGCAUGCAUGGUGCGUGCUGCAUGCAUGGUGCGUGCUGCAUGCAUGGUGCAUGCUGCAUGCAUGGUGCGUGCUGCAUGCAUGGUGGGUGCUGCAUGCAUGGUGGGUGCUGCAUGCAUGGUGCGUGCUGCAUGCAUGGUGCGUGAUGCAUGCAUGGUGCGUGCUGCAUGCAUGGUGGGUGCUGCAUGCAUGGUGGGUGCUGCAUGCAUGGUGCGUGCUGCAUGCAUGGUGCGUGCUGCAUGCAUGGUGCGUGCUGCAUGCAUGGUGCGUGCUGCAUGCAUGGUGUGUGCGUGCUGCAUGCAUGGUGCGUGCUGCAUGCAUGGUGCGUGA
Molecule: messenger RNA, 3336 nt
Organism: Closterium sp. Naga37s-1
Lineage: Eukaryota; Viridiplantae; Streptophyta; Zygnematophyceae; Desmidiales; Closteriaceae
Source: the annotation of a GenBank genome assembly